AUGACUUCCACACGUCCGAAACGAAACGUUCGAAACACAAUACAAGCAGCUCCAGUUGAAGAUGAUGCCACUAUCGUGCGCAACACACUGGACAGACUUGUGUAUACAGUGGACGUGAUGGCAAGAUUCGACCAGACGCGCCGCGAUAUCGCAGCCGUGCAUCGGGGAGAGACCACGAAGACAAUGGCACAGGUCAUGACCGAGGCGAGAUGGCAUGAGCACGCGACAAAGGCCAAGAAAGACUGUCCGUUGGGGAGUACGAGGAAGAAACGGUAUUACACUAUUGAGGAGGAGUCGGAUAGUGAGGAAGAGGAGGAUGAUCCGAAUGUUCCGAGUACAUCAGCCAAAAAAACUCCCAAGCCAACACCGGAAAAGAAAGUGCCAACUCCAUCAAAAGCAAAACUAGCAGCGAUGAAGAAAAAAGAACAGGCUGCGAAGCGGAAGGCAGACCGAGAAGCCAAGAAAUUGGAAGCACUUAACGAGAAAGAUGAAGAUGAGGAGAAGGAAGAGGAGAGUUUUGUUGGGAUGCCCGUGUUGGAAAGUGUUGGUGAUCUACCAACAACAUCUUAUACUCCGAAUUGUGCCACACCGGAAUUGGUACCGCCAAAGUUUAGUCCAAUUAUACCGGAGAUUACUGUAGAGGAGUACAAAGAGAAAGAACCGGAGCAGGGAGAUGUCCCUGAGAGAGAUGCUGAGCCUGCAGUAGAAGAAAUGAUGGAGGUUGAUGAACCAAUGGAGCAGGAACCGACGGUUCAGGUGCCAGAAACUCAGUUGCCAGAAGUCAGUAUUCCAGAGCCUGAGCAAAUGGAAGUGGAUGAUCCUGUAGCGCCAGAAGAGAGCAUACAGGAACCGGCUCCAAUUGAUUUUGCUGCUCAACAGGAGACUUCUAAGGCCGAUGAUAAGCAAUCCAUUGCCCAAGAAGUUGCUGACCAAUCCACUACCCAAGAAGCACCAGAGAAAGCUCUCGAAGAGACCCAUGAAGCUCCGAAAAAUGUUCCUGUUGAGCCGGAAGCGACAAAUCCACCACCGGAGGAAUUGCUGGCCAACUCGCCACCCCCUGAAAAUGUCAAUCAGGACGAACCAGCUCAAGAUCAGUCGGAAAUUGCUCCAGACCAAAUUUCUGGACCACCUGCUCCCGAACCAUUAGAACUACCGCCUCAAGAACCUUCACCAGUGGAAACUGCUGCUUCCGAAAACAGUGUGGAGCCAACUCCAGAGACUUCAAGUGUUCCAGUUCAACUGGACAUUCCAACAACUCCAGCCGAGGCUGUUCAGGAAGUUCUUGAUGUUCCAGAAGAUGAUUCGCUCGCCCAGGAAGAACCAGAGACCCAACCAGCUGAAUCUGGCUCUAAACCCACAGAAGAUAUCAAACCUACCGCAUUCGAGGAUCUUGACAUUCAACUCCCAGAAGCCCCUCGACGUCCAUGGACUCGACCAGGAACCACAGUUGACAUCAUAGACUACAAGAAUCCUGAAGACGCCAACUACUCACCGGAAGAGCGAGACAUGAAGCCGUGGCUUGGGAACGAUGUCCCCUUAUACCCAUUGGACCUUCUUCCUCCAAUCGACAACACUCCCGGACGUGUUUGGUAUCCAGAGAGACGCUUCUGUGAGACUACAAUGCAAGAAAUGCCUGCUAUCGGACCAAUCAACGAGUUGGAGACCCUUGAACUGUCUUUCAUCCCUGAAACGAUAUAUUUGAUGGAUUCAGAAAAGUAUGAUUUGAUUGUGAAGCGAAUGUUGGAAAUUGAAAUGGACACUUUGAAGAAGAAGAUUCAACAACCCAGACUACAAACCAGCACUAGAGUUGAAAUAAACACAAAACUACAUGCUCUCGAAGCUCAGUACAAGGAUUUGACAGAGAAAUCGGCGCGACUUCGGCUUCAAAUUCUAUGUUUGCCAGAAUACCAACAAAUAAUUCCCGAUCGAUCGUUUCUGGUGAAGUAUGCAUUUUUCGAUCACACCUGGUGGACUAGCAAUCGGAAAUGGUUUGACAAGUCACUCCGAAAAAUUGGGCAUGUCACUCAACAGGAUUUUCUGGAUCAGUUCGAAGCCACCGAAGACCCUACAAUUCUUGAAUUCCAGAGAGAAAUGCUAGCGAAUGCAAAGCAGUUAGAGGAAGAAGCUGCCGAAGAAAAGAUCCGAAACUUCCAGUUACCAUUGGUCAGUGAUUUAACUAACCAUCCAUCACACGCUCGAGACCGAAUGAUGAUUUUCCGAGAGAAGAUAGCACGAUACUUCCAAUAUGAAGAUUUUGAACGAUGCUAUAUGACGGACCCAGCACUACGGGAACUCUACAAAAAGCUCCGACCAAUACCAUUCUAUAACGGUGUGAUCCUGCAGGAAGCUCAUGAGGAGCUGUUCGCUUUGAUUUCGCAAUACAAGAAGAGAUUUGCAGUGGAGAACCCAGUCAAUCUGCUACCGAAAGCUGGAAAUGAAAAGCUGCCGAUUGAGCGAGACAUUGUGAAGAUUGUUGAGCGAUGUGCACAAGAUCUUGUGGAUACUGUGGUUCUAAGAGAGUUGACGGAUUUGUCCACCUUCCCUCAUCGAGUUCCAGCACACAACAACUCUGUUCAAAGACUUUCUCAGACCGAUUUAUAA
Caenorhabditis briggsae is the source of this 2601-nucleotide messenger RNA. The record is from RefSeq and is a predicted model, not a curated record. The transcript is spliced from 4 exons. NCBI's taxonomy places the organism in Eukaryota, Metazoa, Nematoda, Chromadorea, Rhabditida, Rhabditidae. The coding region runs from base 1 to 2601 and encodes 866 amino acids.